AUGAAUGUAUCAGAAGCAUUCAAAAAGUGUAUGCAAGACGUGCACAAAAAAAAAUUGGAGAAAAAUUACCACCAGAAAACAAUCGAAGAUCGCCUCAUGAAUUUCCAAGGUGUCAGAAGACAAACCAGGGAUACGCUGAUGCUGCAAAGAAGAAACAUUGAUUUGAAUAAUAUGUCUCCCAUUAUCACUCCACAACCCACCAGAAAUAAAACUGCCAAGGAGAAGAUUCAAACAGACGUAGCCAAACCUGCCAAAAGCAACAAAAGAUUAGAAAUGCUCCAGAAGUGGAAGGAAGAAAAGGAAAAAGUUAAGCUGGAGAAUAAAAGACGAGCAAAACCAAUAUUCAAAGUAUGUCAUGUAACCAAUGAUGUCGGGAUAUCGAAUUUAGGUAAAGUUAAUAAGGAAAUCAAAGGAAAACCGAUUAAGAAAGAUACAUUGAAGUCCUCCUGGGCACCUGUGAAUCAUAAGUUCCAUGCACCUAAAAAUAUUAAACCUAUAAGUGUGCAUAUGGCUCCUAGCAAAGCAAAAGUAGCUACUUUGAAAGCUUCUGAAGCUGCAUGCAAGCCAUCCACAUCAAGUAAUACUGAUUUGUCUAAGAAAAAUACGUCAAAUAGUAGAAAAAACAAAGGAAACAAUGAACAAAAUAUUCUACCCCAGAACAGUCCACUGAAACGUUUGACCAGGGCACAGAUAUCCAAGUCAAAAAAAAAUCAACAAGCUACUUCAGCUUCACGACAAAAAUCUACACUGAGCAGUAAAACAGUGGAUAAAGGCAAGAGACAGCAGCAGGAAAAUGUGGCUGAUAAGAGCCCUGUAAGGAAAGUAAUGGUGAAAAAUAAUACUGUAAUGAAAGAGAGUAAAAUAAAGGAACAAAAAAAAGCGAAUGUUCAAACUCCUCUGAAGAAGAAAGUGGCUAUUAUUGGAAGAGUCGAAAACAAAAAUGAUUCAGAGUUGUCUAAAACUGAUUCAAACAAAAAACAUGUUGGAUGGGAUGUUCAUAAUAUCACUGAAAGCGAUGACGAUGUUUUUACCAAGUCCUCUACUAAAAAGAAAUAUGCAAAAACUCCCAUCAAACGCAAAAAUACCAUUAUUUCAAUAACCGAUAGUGAUGAAGACAGCUUCAAUACACCACCAAAGAAAAAUCAAACAAAAAAUAACCACACGCCGAAGAGUGGAAAAUCUACACCAAGUUCAGAAACAAGGAGUUUGCGUAAGGAACCCCAAACUCCAAGGAGUAUGCGUAAGCAACCCCAAACUCCAAAGGAAGACAAAGUAACCAUUUAUAGCGAUGAAGAGGUCAGUUUGAAGACGCCACGUAAAUCGGCUUCAAGGAAAAGUAUGCUAACGAGACCCAAGACCCCAAAGAGCGCGCGAAAAUCCUUGACAACUCACGCACCCAUAGAAGUAGAAGAAGAAUGUUCCCCAGCUUACAUCAGUCCGUUCGUCACCAUUUCUAGGGGCAAGGAUUCGGCCAGGAAGGAGUUCAAGUCCAGACUUUCGACGGGGGGCACCUUCAACACACCGGAUUCGAAAAACAAACAUUUUUCGAGUGCCACGAGUCCCAAAAUGGGGGCUGAAUACUUCGCGAAGCUGCUCAAUCAGGAGACUGCCAGGAUAGAAGGCAUCUGCCAACGAUGGGAGAAGUAUAGGGAUGAAAAUGAGCUGUCUGAGGAGGCUGAGACCCUUAUAUUCGUCCCCAUUGGCCAGUCGAGGCUACUGAUAGCGAAAAAGUUUCAGCAAUUUCGAGGUCUCAUUGAGAAGUGCAGGAAAUCAGAGUACGAAGACGAGAAACCCAUAACGUGCAAGGACUUGCACGGCUUCUGGGACAUGAUUUACAUGCAGGUCGGGGACUUGGAGAAGCGAUUCGCGUACUUGGAGAAGGUGAAGGAGAACAACUGGGAGGAGGUAGUGCCGGAGAAGAAACAGGUGGCGUCGAAACGUCCCAAAGGCCGUCCCAAGAAACCUAGCGCUCCCUCCCGCAUGAGAGAUUUCAUCAAAGCUGCCAGGAAUAAAAAGGGACAGCCGGAUGGUGAUGCAGCCGACACGGUGCCAGCAAUCGUCGAGCCAGCGAAAUCCAGCCCCUUGAAGGAGCUCUUCACUGCCUCGAAUGAGCGCUUCACGCCUUCGAAGGAGCGCUUCACGCCGGUGAAGCCCAGCAGCACGAGGCGCAGUUUGCGCGUGUCGCUGUUGUGCGGCAAAGCUCUCAAGAGGCCCAGCACUUCUCCCUGCCUGGCCAUGAUGAAGAUUUCGCAAGCCAUCAAGGCUGGGGACGGGGUGACACCCAGUAAAAGCAUCCUGAAGACGGAGAGGACCAGGUCGGAGAGCAGGAUGACCAAAUCGGUGUUGUUCGAGGACGAUUUGGAGAAGGAUAGUGGACCUUCCGAGGACGGGAAAAGAAGUGUGCGCUAG
Phaedon cochleariae (mustard beetle) is the source of this 2409-nucleotide messenger RNA. NCBI's taxonomy places the organism in Eukaryota, Metazoa, Arthropoda, Insecta, Coleoptera, Chrysomelidae. The record is from the annotation of a GenBank genome assembly.